Molecule: messenger RNA, 363 nt
Organism: Dromiciops gliroides (monito del monte)
Lineage: Eukaryota; Metazoa; Chordata; Mammalia; Microbiotheria; Microbiotheriidae
Product: 60S ribosomal protein L38-like
Exons: 2
Coding region: 1-363 (120 amino acids)
Biological process (GO): translation; protein-RNA complex assembly
Cellular component (GO): cytosolic large ribosomal subunit; ribosome
Molecular function (GO): structural constituent of ribosome
Source: RefSeq, a predicted model, not a curated record
AUGAACAGUUACAGAGGAAAUUGGGAAGCCUUUCAUGAACUGGUGGAGAAUGAAGUGAGCAGAAAUGCAGAUGACAACAGUAUAGAGAAAAACAACCUAAUUGAAUACCUUCAGUCUAAAGGACUGAAGAUAAAACAUAGCACCCACCUCCUACUGGAAAGAAUCGAGGAAAUAAAAGACUUCUUGCUCAUAGCCAGGCAAAGGGAUGCUAAAUCUGUCAAGAUCAAGAAAAACAAGGACAAUAUGAAGUUUAAGGUUCGCUGCAGCAGGUACCUGUACACUUUGGUCAUCACAGACAAAGAGAAGGCAGAGAAACUUAAGCAGUCUUUGCCUCCUGGUUUGGCUGUGAAGGAUCUAAAGUGA